CUAUACCUCAUCACAGUGUUUAGCUGAACAUCUCUCGAAACAUCUACGUUUAUCUUGGCAGAACCGCGGUCAUGCUAUUUUAGAGUUAGCAAUCAUAUAGUCUAUUGUCUGAUUAGCUACGGAAGGAUGCUGGGAAAUGAUGCUGUCGUAUCACUUGCGAAAGUGGCACAUUGAAAAGCUGAUGAUCAACAAGAACAGACUCUAUUCUGAAGCUACAGUGGCAUCAUGAACUUUGUGCCAUUCUUUUUGCUCUCCCUGCUAUUGCACAAUGUAAGAGCUGUAGUAGCAGGGCAAUGCUGGCAGGGGGCGACAUAUUCUGAGACUGUCGUGUCUCCUGAGCUGAGAAGCAGCAGCAUCCUGCGGGUUCCGGAAGUGGUGUCUCUGGCCCAGUGUGCUAGGGCCUGCUGUGACCUUUUAGGCUGUGACCUGGCCUGGUUCUUUGAGAGACGCUGCUAUGUUCUCAGUUGCCAGCACAAAGAGAACUGUCAACCAAAAAAGAGGCCUGGCACGGACUCGCUGCUUGCAUUUCUACAGCGUAGCCCCCCACAGACAAUGGUGCUCCAGUCGUUGGUAAGGGGUGAGCCUUAUCCCAGCCACUGGCGUCCGCUAUCCAGACACAGAGGCUCAGAAAUUCCACUGGAGGAUCUGGCUUUGUUGGAGGGCAUUCAGGAUUUGGAUAAGUCAGCCGUGGAGUAUACAAAGAACUACAGGACUGUGGAGGACAGGGGAAGAGAUAAAUUCAUCAGUGAAGACAGAUCCAGAUCAAUUGUAGAACAGGAAGAAAGACCAGGACUUACUGAUUGGUCUGCUCUUCAAGAACGAGAUGGAUUUAACCUAUCAGAGGUGGAGGGAGGUAAAGGAAAGCUCUCUCUGAUGGAUGCCAUGAAAGCCAGUCCGAUGGCUCUAAGCUCCGCUCCAGCAGUGACAGAUGGACACACAACAUCUCCCAGUCAAGCCAGGCCUUCAUGGGGGCCUUCAGCAUCUACUUCACCCACCAUGGAGGAUGAGGAAGACCAGUUUAACAUCUCUAUCACAAGCGUGGAGCCAACGGCCAUGCUGCAGGUGAUCAGUGCAGAUCCAUCCAGCUCAAGCCUUUUUACCACCUCACUCCCCACUCAGCCUGAUAUGGAAACCACAUCCCAGACCAGUUCCUCACAGCCAGCACAUACCCUUGUUGUGUCUAUUGGAAGCAUUGGUGAAAUAACACUACCUGAAAAAGCAGUAGAACUAACUGCCUCAGUCAAUUCAGAGACUGAGAUGGAGAUCCCUUACACAUACGAAUGGAGUUUGGUGAGCUCACCAAAUGAACACGAGGGGGUGAUGGAGGGAAAACAUAGCAAGACUGUCAAUAUCUCGAAGCUGUCUGCAGGUGUGUAUGUUGUCAAAGUAAGUGUGACAGGAAGGCAGGCCUCUGGGGAGAGUGUUACUAACUUCACAGUGGAGCCUGAGAUGGACCUGAAUAUGUCCCCCAGAUCAGUUAUCCUACCACCACACCAGGACGUGCCGCUCUCUGCUGCCUCUGUUGUCAUUAUUAACGGCAGCCAGAGUUCAGAUGAUACAGGAGUAGUCAGUUACCUGUGGGAGCAGGUCAGUGGACCGCUGUUGGAAAACGAGGCCCCUAUGGACAUGCCUGUACUCAGACUGCAGAACCUCACUCCUGGAGAGUAUACGUUCAAGCUCACCGUGACUGAUUCUGAAGGACUAACUGACUUCACAACUGCCACAGUGCGAGUCAUCAGACCAAAGGAUGAUCCCCCAGUGGCCAGGGCAGGAACUGACCAGGUCAUCAGCCUGCCCCUCAACCACCUCACUCUGUGGGGCAACCAGAGCACAGAUGACCAUGCUAUUACCAGCUAUCUAUGGAGCCUUCAUCCCAGCACCUCAGCCAUAGCAGCAACAAUGCAGGGGGUGAGAUCUCCAGCUUUACAGCUCUCUGAUCUCCAGGAGGGUCACUACUCAAUCCAGCUCACUGUCACUGACUCGAGUGGCCAGCAGAACUCAGACACUGUCUCACUCAAUGUGCUCCCUGAGAACAGAGCUCCUGUGGCAGUAACAGGACCAGAUCAGCAGCUGUUUCUCCCAGCCAGCAGUGUCAUGUUGAAUGGCAGUGACAGCACUGAUGACUGUGCUAUCACCAGCUACCAGUGGGAGAUCCUCAGUGGCCCUCCUGGCUCAAAGAUUAAGGACGCAAACAAAGCAGUUGCCCUGGUAACAGGCCUAAGAGCUGGGAGUCACAAAUUUCAGCUGACUGUGCAAGACCAGCAGGGGGCAGCAGACAGCGCAGUGCUCACAGUCACAGUUAAAGAGGCCAAAAGCCUGCCUCUGGUAGCUCAUGCCAGUGGUAGUCACACGCUCACCUUACCCAGCAACUCUCUGGUUCUGAAGGGCUCCGUGUCCAACAUUGUCUCUGGCAACGUGUCUUUCCUGUGGCUCAGAGAUGAGCAGAGCCCUGCUGCAGGGGAUGUUUUGUAUGAUUCAGACCAUCAGGCCUCCCUCUACCUGGCCAACUUGGUAGAGGGCACAUACCUGUUCCACCUACGGGCCACUGACACCCAGGGCCACUCCAGCACUGCAACAGCCACUGUGGAAGUGCGUCCUGAUGUUGGUCAGCGGGAGCAGGUAGAGUUGGAGCUGCAGGUGGCUGUAGCUCAGGUCAGUCAGCAACAGAAAGACACCGUCCUGAGGCAGCUGGCAGCGCUGCUGCAUGUGCUUGAUGCAGACAUCGCUCUGAAGGGUCUGCACGGGCAGUCUGAUAUCAGCACAGUGUUCAGGUUCUCAGUACAGGGUCCUGAUGGAACAGUCCCUGGCCCAAAACUAGCCCGUCUCUUGAGACAUCAGCUACUGAAGGAAAAAAACGAUUUCCUGCUCUUCAAGGUUCUCAGAGUGAACACAGUCAUGUGUUUGCUGAGCUGUUCUGCCCAUGGCCAUUGUGACCCUAUCACUAAAAGAUGUGCCUGUGAUCAUCUGUGGAUGGAGAACCCCUUUCAACACUUCCUUGAUGACAAUGAGAGCAACUGUGACUGGAGUGUACUGUAUGUCACAAUCUGCUGCGUAGCUGUGUUCGUGUUUCUUGUGUCUAUGAGCUGGGCAUGGUGUAAAAGAGGGAGACGUACAAAAGUAAGGAAGAAAACCAAGUACACAAUACUUGACAAUGUGGAUGAACAUGAGAGAAUGGAACUGCAGCCAAAAUAUAACAUCAAACACAGGAGUACAGAGCACAACUCUAGCCUGAUGAUGUCAGAGUCAGAGUUGGACAGUGAUCAGGACACCAUCUUCAGUUCCCAGAAGAUGGACAGGACCAGGAACCGAGCUAAUGGCACCAUGACAAAUAGAGACGCUUACAGCCUGCACCCUGUGGAAGGCUAAUACACCUCUGCUUAGAUGACGUUUGCCUAGUGUAUGGCAGGCUUUAGCAUCAGAACAUAUAGAGACUAGCUAAAUGCAUCGACUGAUCUGAGGUUUCUAAAGAUUACAGACUUUUGAAUGUAAAUCAUUUUAUUUAUUAGGCACUUCCUACUGUUUGCUGGCUGCUCCUUUUCUCUUUAUUGUCCUUGUCCUUCAAUAGUCCUGAAUAGCUAGUGGGAAAAACACCCAACACAUUAUGAGCUUUUUUUUUUGAGUGUUUUGGCAUUCGAAAACAUUCCACUGCUGAUGAAGACCUACUUUGACACCAGUUGACCUUGGUCUAAAAAAUAUGAAAAUACACUAUUGGCUAUUGGGUGAACUAUUUUUUUGUUUUUGUCCAAAAGCUUAAUUUCUCAUGAUAUAAAAGGCAAGAAAAAAAUCUACUUGAUUUCAGUGCAAAUGUAAUGUGAUGCUACAUCUAAAUGGAGAAGCAAUGACAAUCACCAUUGUGAAAUAUAUUAACAAAAAUAAAUAAAUAAUAAAAGGCUGACAUUAUGCUUA
This is a messenger RNA of Electrophorus electricus (electric eel), 3906 nucleotides long. RefSeq names its product KIAA0319 ortholog. NCBI's taxonomy places the organism in Eukaryota, Metazoa, Chordata, Actinopteri, Gymnotiformes, Gymnotidae. Gene Ontology annotation, cellular component: plasma membrane; cytoplasmic vesicle. Gene Ontology annotation, biological process: neuron migration. The record is from RefSeq and is a predicted model, not a curated record.